Molecule: messenger RNA, 9559 nt
Organism: Oncorhynchus mykiss (rainbow trout)
Lineage: Eukaryota; Metazoa; Chordata; Actinopteri; Salmoniformes; Salmonidae
Product: zinc finger protein 40
Biological process (GO): regulation of transcription by RNA polymerase II
Cellular component (GO): nucleus
Molecular function (GO): DNA-binding transcription factor activity, RNA polymerase II-specific; RNA polymerase II cis-regulatory region sequence-specific DNA binding
Source: RefSeq, a predicted model, not a curated record
CUGUGGUGGCGUGGGAGGUUGCUGCUCAUCACAAGUGGGUUAGUGGCUAAUCUGCUGUUGACUGUGUGUGUGUGUCCCUCCCCACACAUGAAUAGGAAUUAGUCACCAGAGCUUCUUUAGCCCCUGCAUCCUGCUUUGUUUUAGAUUUGAGAAGGAAAAAAAAAACGAAUGUUGCUCUGGUAGGAGAAGACGGCACAGUGGCAGUCAGGGCUUUCCCUGAUUUCAGAACAGGGGUUAAAAAGAACAGUGAGGGAGAGCGGGCAGGAAAGCAACGACAGAAAGAGAAGAGAAGUGGGACUUCUAGUUGGUGCUCAAGCAGAAGGAGAGGCAGUCAGAAGUGAGAACCGAAAGCUACGACUCUCAUCUCAACUCACUCUGUGGAGGUUUGAGUGAGAGAGUUCACUGACAGACAGACAGACAGACAGACAGUUGGCCAGACGCUCUCUCUGCGUUCCACUCCGCUGUGGCGUUUCAUGAGUUGAGGAGAGGGCAGGAAAGAAUGUCAGACAGUUAUUGGUCGAGGAGGAGAGUGUCUGGCUGACUUACUGAGAGGGUAACGUCAGGUGUUCCUCAGUGAACGACGUGUUAUCUGACUCUGAGGAUAGAAGACACACAGAGACUUCAGAACAGAUUCCGACCACAGAACAGUUUUCUGCCAUUUGCGAAGAUAAAAUCGAAGAAGCACAGAAAGAACUGAAAGAUCCCAAAGCCAGUGCACAGAAAGGGAUCAAUGAGUGUGGUCGAACAAGUGCAGAUAACAUAAAGGGACUGAAGAGGAAAAAGGUUGUGACAGAGAACCAGCUGAAGAAAAUACCCAAAUCUCCUGUGAAGAAGCCCUUGCAGUCCAAGACCUCUGUGGCAACACUCCAAGGUACCUCAUCCAAGGAGGCUGUGAACUCCUGCUCCAAUCCCGACAGCCCCUCUCGAAACCCUGCCAGCUCACCAAGCCGGAACAGAGAUACGGAGUACCUUCGGCCUGUGGCUGAAUCCUCUGAGGGAGUGACAUCAUCCAUUGACAGUGAUAGGCUGAAGCAGAGGGAAGUGUCUUCCUCAAAGCCACAGUCUCUUGAUCCGGUCAGUGGUAAAGAGGGGUCUGCCUCUGGUGUUGGGGAAUCUGAGCAGCUCAAGGACCGUAAGAGUGGCGAAACUGGAUGUGAAGGUGACGCUACUUACCACACCAGCGCUCCACUUGAGGUCUUGCUCAAGGCUAUGGAAUCAGAUUUCAGCUCCCUGGCAGAAAGAAAUACACGUGUUCCAGUCACAUCUGUUGGAAAACCAAUUCAAACCCUUUCUGCCCAGUUUAUUAGUGAAUUGAAUGCUAUGCCAGCUGUACAUUUUGGACUCCAAACUCAGCCUGGCCAUAUGCAAACUUACUUUGUAAAUAAACAAGAGAGCUACACCACCAUGCAGGCCUCUACCCAGGCUACUGCCUUGCAGAAUUCACAGCAUGCUACACAGUAUUUCAGCAACCGGGAAAAGCCUGUUCUACAAAUGAGCUUCAGUACUGGGCCCUCCGCUGCCCGUACUCAUACACCUAUUCCAUCUGGCUCCAAUUCCUUACCCAAGAGCCAGCCACCGGUGGUCCACACAUGCCAGUCCCUAUCUGCCAGUGUCCCCAGUACCAUUCAAGUCCCUGUUACACCUGGUUACAACCCAGUCCAUAUGGCCACAGUUGUAAACUUUGGUCUUGAACAGAUGUGUAGCAUCUCCCCAAAGCACCAGAAGCCUAAGAAGCAGGGGAAGUAUGUGUGUGAAUACUGCAGUCGGGCAUGUGCAAAGCCUAGUGUGCUCCUCAAGCACAUCAGGUCCCACACAGGAGAACGUCCCUACCCAUGUGUUACAUGUGGCUUCUCAUUCAAGACCAAGAGCAAUCUGUACAAGCAUAAGAAAUCCCAUGCUCACGCAAUAAAACUGGGGCUUGUGGCACGUUCCGACUCUGGAAGUGGGUCCCUCUCCGUGGAGUCUGACAAAGCACCCGGAACACAUUCAGAUGUAGAGGAAAGCGGGGACAGUGACGAGGAAAGUAGCACAGCGGACCUGGACCCUGACUCGUCACAAGGCAGUGUUGCAGCGUUCUCUGAGAGCAGUUUGCAGAGUGCAGGCACAACACAAGGCAACCAUGGGGAUGCAGGGGACCUAUCGGCUGUUUUCGAAACGCUUAAACCAACGACGAGUCAGAGGAGCUACGAGUCCAAAGGGACAGCUGGCCUCCCGAAAGUAGUCGUCUAUCCUGUUAAUGUCUCGCCUCAGCGGGCGGACAGUCCAAGAGUCGCAGACUGUACCCCUGAGCAGGCUACUGCCCAAAAGCAAAGGGACUUUCAAACGGCACAUCUAAGAUCCAGCAUCACCGUCCUGUCGUCCGUGAAAGAGGUGGAUUGCACAAUCCCCCUGCAGGAUGCAAGAAGUGAGGAUGAGGAUCAACAGUGUAGGUCCCCACCAGGAGGCGGACAUGGUCAGCUUCAAAGGCAGCAGGCCACAGACUUUUCUCAGCAGCAGCAGCAGGGCAAGUGUCUGCUUAGUCCCCGCAGUUUAGGCAGCACAGACUCUGGGUAUUUCUCACGUUCUGAAAGCGCAGACCAGGCCAUGAGUCCCCCGAGUCCCUUUGUAAAGCUAACCCCACCAACAGACAUGGAUGUCACCAAAAAUGCACUUCCUAAUCUCCCUGCAGUGGUUGCCACUGUUAUGAAUGUGGCUUCCGUGGAGAAGCCACAUGUUGUGCAAGGGCAAAUGCGUCCACCAUUAGUAACAAAAGCACUCUCUCUUGAAGAGCGGAUCUCAAAGUUAAUAUCAGACAAUGAGGCAGUGGUUGAUGACAAACAGCUGGACAGUGUCAAACCAAGAAGGACUUCUCUUUCCAGGAGAGGUAGCAUAGACUCCCCCAAAUCUUAUAUAUUUAAAGACUCUUUUCAGUUUGACCUUAAACCAAUGGCGAGAAGGUCAAGUUCCAGCUCAGACAUACCCAAGUCCCCAUUCACCCCUACAGAAAACUCUAAGCCAGUAUUGCUAUUGUCUGUUCCUAAUCAGUAUCCACCGAUGGACUGUUUACCAAUAACAAGAAGUAAUUCUAUGCCCACAACUCCAGGGCACUCGGGUCUCCCACCAAACGUUACCCAACAACCCCACAUACUACGGAUCUGCCAGUCUUUUGAUGAAAAAAUGAGUUCCUUAAACGAUGAUGUGUUUUCAUCUGCUCCCUCUAACCCAAAUCCAGCAAUACAUUCUCGUACCCUUGUACGGCAAGUAGCAGUGGAACAUUUCUCCACAAGUGAGGUCCUUACCUCAGUCCGUUCCAUGGAUGAAGGUUACCAUGGUUCUAGCGUUUCCACUGUGACAAUGCAAAGGAGCAGGUCUUUUGAGCAUGCACAAGACCCAAACCGAAAGCCUCAGCAGAGCAAAGGCACAAUGUAUGAGUGUGAGACCUGUCGUAACCGGUACCGAAAACUAGAAAACUUUGAAAAUCACAAGAAAUUCUAUUGUUCAGAACUUCAUGGUCCGAAAAACAAGCUGAUGUCUGUCAGAGAGACUGAGCUGGAUGUUUUUCAGCGUGGCAUGCAGCAGCCAUUAGUCCCCAGAACAACAGGUAUUUCUGGCAUAAUGGACCAACAGCAAUCAAUUAGAAAAAGAAGGAAAAUGAAGAGUGUUGGUGACGAUGAUGACCAAUCACCAACUGACACCAAUCCCCCAUGCUCUGUUAGUUUUGAUUCUUGCCAACUAUCAACAGCCAGUUCAGGUCGGACAUUUUCUCAGCAAUCUAUCAUGGUUGAUCUACUCCCUAAAAGCAACCCACCGCAAAUACCUCAAAUACAGCUAAUAGCAGGAGUUACAGAUGCAACAGAAUCAAGACUGUCACCGAUCAGAGAAACCCAGGUUAACACCUCUGGUAAAGAAAGAGGCGACCUACAGAGGCAAGGCAGCGGUACAUCAGUUAUCAGACAUACCAACUCUCUAAGCAGGCCCAAUUCAUUUGAGAUCUCUGAAUCUAUUGACAGAGCCUCUCCAGUUGAUUUCCUGGACAAAGAUGGCCAUAGCACAGGAAAAACAAAGGCAGAUGCUACAGCCAAUCUUUCAUUAGAGAGCUAUCAUGAAAAGAUGUCCAUACCUAAAUGUGCCAACCAGGGAGUGAUGGAAAACCGUGUUGACCACACAUUAGCAGCAGUGGCUGAGAGCUGCGCUGCUGUCCAGCAGUCUCGCCUGGUUCGCCAAAACAACAUUCCUGAAAUCCUGGUCACAGAGGAACCUGAUCGGGAGCAUGACGGUCAUAGCACUGAGCAAGGGGAGAAGGCUGCAGAUACAUUCAACUGGCCCCAGAGGAGCGAGAGCCUGUCCAAGCUACCCACAGAGAAGCUUCCACCCAAGAAGAAGAGAAUCCGUCUGGCUCAGAUGGAGCACUCCUCUGGAGAAUCCAGCGUCGAGUCCUCAUUGUCUCGAAGCCUCAGCAGGGACAGUAGCCUGUCAAGAUGUUCCAGCGUAUCAGCCUCCUUCGACUGGGACGAGCCAUUCAGGUCCGAGAGCCCCUCCAGAGGAGAAUGUGCCAACAAAAUCUGUGAUCUUCAAGGGCUACCAAUAGCCUUCAACACCCUAGGGGUCCCUGGCAUGAUGAGACGUGCUGCCUCAGAACAGAUCAGUUGCACUCAACCCUCAGUGGAGAUAUCUUGCGACUAUCGCAGCAAGUCCUUCGACUGUGGCAGUGGGUCUCCCAGCAGGUCUCUGCCACCCAACAGGUCAAUGUCACCAAUGGAACUGCGAAAGAGUGCUCAAACCUCCUCGUCUCCGCAUGUACCUCUCAUUGAAAGGCGAAGGGGGCCACUGGUUCGCCAGAUGUCUUUAAAGAUUGGGCCGGAGAGUCAGCAACAUGUCGGGAAUCAUGCCAUCGCUGUCCAGAGGCUCCCCACUGUAAUCUCUAUAUCUCAGCAGAGGCCUCAACAGAUGCAACAGACUGCCAACAAUCCUCCCAUUGCCCAACCUUUUAUUUUGCAUUCUGGAGAAACUCUCCUGCAGCACAAUGAAAAAAUGGUGCAAAGCAUUAACCUGGGCAGCCAAAGUCAACUGCCUCAAGUUCAUGGUCUUCCGCACCCUUGGCACCUAACAUCGAGGGUUCAGACAUGCCAAAAUCGGCAGCAAUCUGCAGUUAAUGUCAUGAUCAGCCAAGAAGAUGCUCAGAGCAAGUCUGCUGACUGUCAAGACAAGAAAAGCUUUGUACCCAAGUACCAACUGUGGUGUCCUGCUCUGAGAUCAAGCAAAACAUACUCUUCCACACAGGGUACUCAGACAACCAUGCCCGUCUUAACAACACCCAUUGCCAAGCGGAUGCAAAGUGUGUCAAAGUCUUCAGAUGUUCUCCACAAUGUCUAUGUGGCACAACCGUGUCAUCAGAUUGUAGGGAAUAAGACACAGUCGAUAGUAUUGCCUUUAGGCCUACAAAACAUCCGACCUUCUCAAAACCAGCCAAGUGCUCCCCAAUUGCCACAGAUCCUGAUAACCCAUGAGCUGAUGCACCCUUCCCCCUCUGUGGCCAGUAAAGGCAGCCUCUACAACCUUCAUGUUGUAGAUACGGACACAAAGACUGUACCAGAUAUGAACAAGGACAGGCCUCCAGCAUCUGCUGGCCUUCAAGUAAAACACAGUUUAGUUUCCAAUACCCAGAACCAUUUUGGUGAAACUCAAAUAGCUCCCUCCCUGGGCUCCUUACACUGCACCCAGAAAAUGGCAGCUGUGACCCUCUGUCCACAACAGGAGCCCAUUGCCUCAAGCAAGAGAAUGCUCUCCCCUGCCAAUAGCUUGGACAUCGCCAUGGAAAAACAUCAGAAGCGAGCAAAGGAUGAACAUGGUGCGGCAUGCCUCACUGACGGCAGGUCCGUCAACUACCUGAACUCCAACAUGGCAGAGGUGACUAGGCAACGGAAGCUAAUGCUAGUCCGGCAGGUGUGUGCCACUGAAUCAGCAGACAGUCCCAUCGAAACUGUGGCUCCUCCACUGCAACACGAGAAACCAGAGGAUGAAAAUAAUGCCCAGCCUCCUAAUAACCGCGAGACUAUGACACCAGAAAGCGCCGGACAGGAUGAACCAUCUACUGUAGUUGCUCAAUUACAGCCAAGCUUUGCAUUAACCACCUCUCUAGGAAGUCACGUCUCCUCCGUGCCAGCGAACGCCUGCCUGAAGCCUCAAGACAAGAGCGAGGAACAGAAAUUGCCCCCUGCCAAGUGUCCCAUUAGACCCUGGACUUUCCAUGGACAGGUGAAACUGGCCUCAUCUGUAUCUGUGGUCAACACACGAGACAGCCACCGCCUGUCUUUCCCCAGCCUGAAAACGACCACCACCUUCACCUGGUGUUACCUGAUGAAGAGGAAGCCUCUGCAUGUUCCCCAGAUGGACCAGAAGAUCUCGGCCUACUCCACCUGGGCAGUGAGCCCCAACAACCCCCACCCACUGGGUCUGCCCACCAAGGUGGUGAUGUCUCUCUUCAACUCCAAGCAGAAUUCAAAGAAAAUACACUACACAGAGGCCAUAACGACAAGUAUGAAAUCAGACAUCUUGGCCUAUUCAAGCAAGCUGAAAGACGUCAUGCCGAAGGUCCUAAAGCAUCAGAAGUCUCUAACAACUGAGAAUAACAGCAAAGUGAAACCUGAGACUCAGGUGAGCAGUGAAUCAGACAAGGAUUCUUCCGCAUCCAAACUAGAGCCGCGGAGAGUCAAGAUAUUUGAUGGAGGAUUCAAAUCUAACGAAGAGUAUGUGUACGUGCGUGGGCGUGGUCGAGGUAAAUACAUCUGUGAGGAGUGUGGGAUCCGCUGCAAGAAGCCCAGCAUGCUCCGUAAACACAUCCGCACCCACUCUGACGUACGGCCCUAUCACUGCACCCACUGCAACUUCUCCUUCAAGACUAAAGGGAAUCUGACCAAGCAUAUGAAGUCCAAGGCACACAGUAAGAAGUGUAUGGAGAUGGGUGUGGAGGACCAGGAUACAGAAGACUCUGGAGACCGUAGCCAGGUGGGCAGUACAGACCGCCCAGAUUCAGACGGAGAGGACUCCGAAGGUGCUGAUGAUGACAACGAAGAUGAUAAUGAGGAAGAGGAGGAUGACAGCCAGGCUGAGUCGGGCCUGUCCACCAACCCCUCGGUCUCAGCCAGCCCCCAGCACAUCCCCUCCUCCCUCCAGGCUGAGCUCCCUCCCAGCUCCCUUCUGGCCCAGUUGUCCAUCCACCACCACCCAGCUGCCCUGUCACACCCCCAGCCCCCUUACUCCGACUGCCACACCCACGAUGCCUCAGAUACAGAAUCCGUGCCCAUGCUGAGCCCCGUCUCCCUGGUCAAACAGAUGUCAAUCUCCGGAGGCUGCUCCAGCCCCUUGCCCUACUCCCCGCCCCCCCACACAUCUGGCACAGAGUCGGUGCCCAUGAUGAGCCCUGUCUCGCCGUGCAGGCAGAUGUCCAUCGAUUACCCUGACUUUGACGUGCCCCCUUGUCCCCCCGCACAGGGCAAGAGCUGCUCCAAGCUCGGCCAGGAUGGCACUUUGGCCCUGUCAGUGAGUGACCCAGGUGUCCCUGUCGGGACAGAUGUCAGCACUCAGACCUCCUCCUAUAGCCUCCAGACAUCCUCCUACAGCCCCUUGCACUUUCCUUCCCAGCGCCCGACCCAAGGACCAGGGGCCACACAGGGGACCAACACCCACCUCUUCAGCCACUUGCCUCUGCACUCCCAGCAGCCCUCACACUCCCCCUACAGCAUGGUCCCCGUGAGGGGCAUCCAGCUGGUUCCCGCUAGCCUGGCAGCCUAUUCCACCUUCGUGCCCAUCCAGGCUGGCCCUGUCCAGCUCACCAUCCCCGCCUUGAGCGUCAUCCACCGGAACACCAGCCCCCUCCCAUUCCCCAACACCUCUAACUCCCCUGAGCCCGAUGGUAUGGUUAGUCCCUCAUCCCCCGUCAACCAGCCUCUGGUGGUCCAGGAGCCAAUCAGUAGUAUCAUGCCCUACUUCCCCCUUGGGCAGGUGGCUGGGCUGGGGCAGGUGACUGGGCUGGGGCAGGUGACUGGGCUGGGGCAGGUGACUGGGCUGGGACAGGUGACUGGGCUGGGGCAGGUGACUGGGCUGGGGCAGGUGGCUGGUCUACCGGCCCUCAGGGCCUCCCACCACACGCUGCAGUCCAUGGGUCUGGAGACUCUGACCCUGACCAGCUCAGAAGGCCUGACCUCCACCCAGCUGCUAUCCCAACAUGGCCUGUCGCUCAAUGCCACCUUGGGCCUGCAGGUCCUGGCUCACACCUCCACCUCCCAGAGCAGGACAGUCCCCCACCACCACACCCACAUCCCUGGCCUGCAGAUCCUCAACAUCGCCGUUCCCACCCUCAUCCCCUCCCUCAGCCCCCUCUCCGGCCUCAGUCCCCUCGCCGGACCCUUUGAGAGGCAGGGCAGCCCCGAUGCCCCAGCAGCCCCACCGACCCCACAGCCCUCCUCUCAGACUGAAACCGAACCCUCAGUCAGCUGUCUGUCUGCUGCUUCCCCUCCCCCCGCCACCCUGAGGGGAAGUCUCGCCCAGGAAUUGGCAUCAUCAUGCAGCAGAUCCAGCAGAUCAGGAUCGGGGGGUUCCGGAGGUUCCAGAGGCUCCGAUGACACACAGACUUCAGAAAAGAAAGAGAGGGUAACAACAUCGCUAGAACAGCCCGCUCCAGCCUCAGCUCCAUCCCCAGCUCCAUCCCCAGCUCCAGCUCUAGCUCUAGCUCCAGCCCCAGCCCCUGACAGGGGCCUGGAGGGGGAUAAGAAUCCUCCAGCAGAAGGAGCCAGUGAGCCUGUCACGCCUCGGAGGCAGUCGAUGCUCUCACGACAGCAGGAAACGGAAAACUACAAUGAUGACUCAGCAUCCAGCGAUGAUGAGGACAGACUGGUCAUCGCCACCUGAAACCCCCAAACCGAAUAGCCUAGUUAAAACCAGCCUGAAUGCUGAGUUUACAAUGGCGAUCGCAACGUUAAAUCUGGUUACCCAGGCUACUUAUCAAUGUUCUUAUUUUGUAAUGGUUGUCACUUUCUAAGACUGAAAACACUUCAGGGUGGGUUUGUUUCUCUGCAAAUCACCAUUCAAAGCACAGUUUCUGACAUUCAUAUUGUUAUGUGCAAUCAACAGAUGCUUAUGUUAAUGAUCUUUUAACAUCUUUGUCAGCUCCAGACAAUUUUUUUGUUGUUGUACAUGCUGUAUAGACAAUUGUGCCUUUUUCGUAGUUGCUUGUUUUAGGAACCUGUAAAUAAUACCUUACAAAUUCAGUAGUUGCUUGUGUUUUAUUUCAAUGAAAUGGAACUAAAUGGAAGAAAAUGUACCUUACCGGUUUUAUUUUGGAAAGUUUUAAUGUCAAUUGUAAAUUUAUGAGAAAAAAAAAAUGAAAUGUGUUAUACUUGGACAUUUCUAUGGAUUUGGGGCGUUGUUUCAGUGUACAGACGUUGUGUUCAACUAUUUAUUACAGUCUAUUCCAUGUAGUGCCCAUGAUGGUUCAUGUCCAUAGGUAUGUGUAAUAUGGUAGCUUUUCAUUGCAGUAUCACUGUUAUUAUCAACUGUAUCAGUAAAACUUUGUUUACAAACA